AUUCUACUUUCUAGAUAUCACGCCUACCCUGUGUCCUCCUUCCCUCUUGUUCCUCUAUAAAUUCAUGACUUUCUCUUGCGUUUUAAGUUUCAAGCGCCGUCACAGCAUUUCACCACAAAGAGAACGCGCCACAUAGAGAGAUAAGAGAUAGAAGAUAGAGAGCAUUAGUAGAAAAGAAGGGUAGAAAAGGUAAAAAUGGCAGCGGCAGCGUCGUUGGUGUUACCACCGGGAUUCAGGUUCCAUCCAACAGACGAGGAGCUUGUGAUGCACUACCUCUGCCGCAAAUGUGCUUCUCAGUCGAUCGCCGUCCCGAUUAUCGCCGAAAUCGAUCUCUACAAGUAUGACCCCUGGGAUCUUCCAGGUAUGGCCUUGUAUGGGGAGAAGGAGUGGUACUUCUUUUCGCCUAGGGACAGGAAGUACCCAAACGGAUCUAGGCCGAACCGGGCGGCCGGGACCGGCUACUGGAAGGCUACCGGAGCAGAUAAGCCAAUUGGACAGCCGAAACCUCUUGGAAUCAAGAAGGCUUUGGUAUUUUACGCAGGGAAAGCUCCCAAAGGAGAAAAAACAAACUGGAUUAUGCACGAAUAUCGCUUGGCAGAUGUGGAUCGCUCGGCUCGCAAGAAGAACAGCUCAAGGCUGGAUGAUUGGGUGCUGUGUCGCAUAUACAACAAGAAAGGCACAAUUGAUAAGCAUGGACAGCCAAUCAACCGGAAAUUGAGCUCGCCGGAAAUAAUCGAGGAUAAGAAGCCGGAGAUUAUGGCUCCGCCGCCAGCCCCGUCAUCGGCGACGGGAACCGUGAAUGAUUACGCCUACUUUGACACGUCUGAUUCAGUACCGAAAUUGCACACGGACUCGAGCUGCUCUGAUCACGUCGUGUCGCCGGAGUUCACAUGCGAGGUACAGAGUGAGCCCAAGUGGAAAGAGUGGGGGAACGUAAAUGCCCUGGACUUCUCAUAUAAUUACACGGAUGCCACCAUGGAGAAUCCAUUCGCGUCGCAGUUCCAGGGGAAUAAUCAAAUGUCGCCGCUUCAGGAUAUGUUCAUGUACCUACAGAAGCCGUUCUGAAGGGAAAUUGACUAGCAAUCACCGGGUAACACGAGACUCAAAGUCGAUGAGUGUGCCGUGGGAGAAGGGAGAAGAAGAAUACAUUCGGUGGCAGAGAUGGAUUAUGGGUAUAUAUAUAAAAUAGGUUUUUGUUAUGUAGAUACGUAGAAAUGGCAGUUUUAGAGGUGGGUCGUGUCUGUUUCUGUAGGUUGGGGGUAUAAAUCAAAUGAUUGUAUUCGUAUAUUUGUAGUUGUCUCGUGCCUUUUCUAAGGUAUAGGUUUUUGUUCCAAAUCAUUCAUCCUAAUUUCCUUAUUUAUAUUUAAUUUCUAAAUUCUAAAACAA
Molecule: messenger RNA, 1386 nt
Organism: Manihot esculenta (cassava)
Lineage: Eukaryota; Viridiplantae; Streptophyta; Magnoliopsida; Malpighiales; Euphorbiaceae
Product: NAC domain-containing protein 2
Exons: 3
Coding region: 196-1065 (289 amino acids)
Biological process (GO): regulation of DNA-templated transcription
Molecular function (GO): DNA binding
Source: RefSeq, a predicted model, not a curated record